AUGGAGCCUCCUGGAGGUUGGGGGUCUCCUCCCCGGAGACCCGCCCCCAAAGCCGACUUCUUGACGCUGGUGCUGUAUCUCACCUUCCUGGGAUCCCCCUGCUACGCCCCAGCUCUGCCCUCCUGCAAAGAGGACGAGUACCCAGUGGGCUCUGAGUGCUGUCCCAAGUGCGGUCCAGGUUUCCACGUGAGGCAGGCCUGUGGGGAGCAGACGGGCACGGUGUGUGAACCCUGCUCUCCGGGGACCUACAUUGCUCACUUCAAUGGCCUGAGCAAGUGUCUGCAGUGCCAAAUGUGUGACCCAGCCAUGGGCCUGCGCACAAGCCGGAACUGCUCCACGACAGCGAACGCCCUGUGUGGCUGCAGCCCAGGCCACUUCUGCAUCAUCCAGGACGGGGACCACUGCGCCGCGUGCCGCGCUUACGCCACCUCCAGCCCGGGCCAGAGGGUACAGAAGGGAGGCACUGAGAGUCAGGACACCCUGUGUCAGAACUGCCCCCCGGGGACCUUCUCUUCCAAUGGGACCCUGGAGGAAUGCCAGCACGGGACCAAGUGCAGCAAAUGGCUGGUGACGGAGGCCGGACCUGGGACCAGCAGCUUCCGCUGGGUGUGGUGGUUUCUCUCAGGGACCCUCAUCGUCAUUGUCAUUGUUGGCCUAAUACUUGGCCUAAUAUAUGUGAAAAGAAGAAAGUCAAGGGGCGAUGUAGUCAAGGUGAUCGUCUCCGUCCAGCGGAAGAGACAGGAGGCAGAAGGUGAAGCCAUAGUCACUGAGGCCCUGCAGGCCCCUCCGGACAUCACCACAGUGGCCGUGGAAGAGACAGAACCUGCAUUCACUGGGAGGAGCUGA
Molecule: messenger RNA, 846 nt
Organism: Macaca mulatta (Rhesus monkey)
Lineage: Eukaryota; Metazoa; Chordata; Mammalia; Primates; Cercopithecidae
Gene: TNFRSF14
Product: TNF receptor superfamily member 14
Biological process (GO): defense response to Gram-positive bacterium; positive regulation of T cell migration; defense response to Gram-negative bacterium
Cellular component (GO): external side of plasma membrane
Molecular function (GO): protein binding
Source: RefSeq, marked provisional